CAUCUCGCUGCAUCUCAUUGCAGCUCACAAUCCUCCUUCCCUUCCCUGUCCUCCUAACUUCUUCCCGUCUUCAUAUGAGUUCAGAAUCAAAAUUCUACUACGUGGACACCUUCUCGUACCAGCCAAGCAAGCCGUCUGCACACGAGAAUUUGACGGAGAAAUUCGAACUGCAGGACUUGGCGUACAAAGUGCGCCGGGUGGACGAGCAGGGUAACAAGCGGAAAAUGAGACGGUCGUACAAGGCGUACAUCCAGGAUCUUCCUGGCUCCAUUGAAAUCGCCAAAGACAACACCAUUCGGCAGUGGUACGCUGAGCCGCGGAACGGCCCCGUCGAAGUCGAUCUGCACCAGCUCCACGCCAGCUUCCGUCUCGAGCCCGGUCUCAUUCCCGGCUUCAAUUCAAAGAUUUUCGGUCUUGACGAGGAUGUCACCGAAACGAUGAGCCGUGACUCGUCCAUGCCCCGGAGCCCUGCUCGCCGCCGGAAGAGGGUAUAGACCCCCGCAAACUAAUGGGGUUACAGGUGGUGCACCACAUAACGUAGAUAAUUAAUUCAUCGAGUAUUGCUCAUCCCACUAAACAAAUGGAGCCCCGCUCACCCCCAUUUCUACCCCACACACCAGUCGCCCCCACUCCUCACAUAUCCCAUUCCUGA
Molecule: messenger RNA, 652 nt
Organism: Schizosaccharomyces japonicus yFS275
Lineage: Eukaryota; Fungi; Ascomycota; Schizosaccharomycetes; Schizosaccharomycetales; Schizosaccharomycetaceae
Product: mediator complex subunit Med19/Rox3
Exons: 1
Coding region: 75-494 (139 amino acids)
Biological process (GO): transcription initiation at RNA polymerase II promoter; regulation of transcription by RNA polymerase II
Cellular component (GO): nucleus; mediator complex
Molecular function (GO): transcription coregulator activity
Source: RefSeq, a predicted model, not a curated record